Molecule: messenger RNA, 2187 nt
Organism: Neoarthrinium moseri
Lineage: Eukaryota; Fungi; Ascomycota; Sordariomycetes; Amphisphaeriales; Apiosporaceae
Exons: 1
Coding region: 1-2187 (728 amino acids)
Source: RefSeq, a predicted model, not a curated record
AUGUCCAGGUUCAGGAGGCUCAUCUCAACGCGGCGUCAGCGGUAUCCAGCUGAAGAAAGGGAUUCCGACAGCGAUGAUAGCACCGCAUCUGGUCACGCGAACUUCAAAGAAGUGCAAAAAGAUUCCUGGCCUGCAAGCAGGCGCCCCCACAACAGAAGCCGGCCGCCGACCCCAGGUGCAACUAGCAAACCACAGAGCCUACUUAAUGUCUCAGACCCUCAACCGCCCCUACCUGGUGACACGCCGCGGUCUUCAACUAGCUCAGCAUUCAGUUAUGAAAGAAGCGGCACUGCCGGAUCGAGGAGCCCUUUUCUUUGUUCCACCCCAUCGAAACAUGCCAGUGAGCUCUCGCUACAGCUCUCGAGCGCUACGAGCUAUGACGAGGACGACGAGCCCACACCAUUAGCCAGAGACAACGACAAAUUCCCGAGGUCGAGGUCGUUGAGCAAUAGCACAAGACUGCCAAGGUUGCGACCCGACUUUAUGGAUGCAUUGUCUCAACGGCCCGCGGACAAAGCGACUGGGACAUAUCAUCAGCAUCUUCAUGAUGAAUGCGCCACUUCGCCUGGCUUCUUGAAAAGAGUUGAAAAGCUGAGCCAAGAAGCAGAUGCGGCCUUCAAACCCGGCCGCUCUUUUUCUCAAGUAGACGUUACACGCAGGUCUUUUAAUGAAACUCCAAGACUGCCUCCUCUAUAUACGGGACCAUCAGUGCAACGGCCAGCUUUAAAACCGAUACUCAAGAAAACACGUGAGACCCUGCCGCCGCAGUCUCCCACGUUACCUGUUAGUUUUCCGAGACGGACUUCGUCUCUGCAAAUUCCCAAGCGGCACAAGUCAGUAGCGUCGCGGCAGAUGAAGACUCAACGGAAAUCCGUUGCCGCAAAGAAUGCGGGAAAGAAGGAUUCAAAAUGGACAGAGAAUGUGACUGACUUGCUGAGCGGCAAGUUGUUCCAUAAAAUCGAGGCCGAUGAGAUGUUGACGCCGGCGCAAAUCGAAGCCUAUAAGCUGAAACGGCUAUCGAGGCUUCAAUUACAGGCCGCAAAGUCCGGUGAGACAUGGCCGCCUCCUCUUGACACCGAGUCGACCGAAACGCCAAUCGAACCUUUCCACUUGGACGACUUGCCUUUGAGGAUUGGCUCUUCGGGGGUAAAACUUACAGCGGAUACUCCGAUAGACGAGAAACCGGAUCCUGCAAUCUUCAACGAGGCAAUAAGACAAGAUUUCUCGCUACAUCGAAGGGACAAUGACGACGAGCUGUUCUUGGGCGAGGCACCGCACCGUAGACCCAGUGACCCGACCUCGAGUGCCAGCGAGGAUUUGAUAUCAGAAACUCCUCCACAACUGCCAAUGAAAAAUCCAAGCCGCUACAUGUUCCGCAAGAUCCCCGAGCUUCCUACAAUAUCAGAGACAGCUGUCCAAGAUGAUGAGCUAUUCCUCUCACGUGGCCUCAGUGGCAAUCAAAAAAGUACAGACGAUGAAAACUAUGUUUUCUUCCAAUCGACCCCUUUCACUAUGACAAUGCCCUCUUUCCGCCACGGCCCCAUACGAUUCGCCAGGUCUGACCUCUUCCCAGAGCCUCGAUUGGGGGGUGCUGAUGACGGGUUGGAUUGGACGGCCUUCCAGAUGGCCAUUUCCGGAGGAGCAGGAGACUUCUUCACGGACAGCGAGCACACUUUACGUCGGCAGGAGGCAGAAGACAUCGAAGCACUUCGUGACUGGUGGGAAGAGUGGGGGUUCGAAAACCUGGGAGGUCUGGUCACGCGCGAAGACGACCCGCCCAGCCCGAGCACCAUAUCGGGGAGUGAUUCAAACGAUUCCCUCUAUGAGGAGAUCGGGCGAGACAACCCAUACAGCCCACAUCAUAAAUGGCAACGCCUUCGACGUAAGGCGGCCAAGAAGGGUCGGCGACUUGAUCUUGACUUGUCAAACGGCAGCAAGCUGUACAAUGGCGGCACCAUUGAAAAGUGGAGGUCUGAUGGCCAUUCGAGCUAUGUAUUGCCGCGGGAGAGUCUGGUCAGCAUGCCACAAAGCCCAAUGCUCGACCUUCAAGUUAUUACAAGUGACAACGGCGAUGUCGACUACGUGCCCAUGGGAUACAACCUAAGCCACGACCUCGGCGACUUUCUAAGCUGGGAGGCUGAAAACGUGUACUCGGAUGGCUCCUUGUACGACGGGGGUGUCAUAUAA